GCAGCUCCAGCCGCGUCCCCAGACUCUCCUGUGCGUGGGGAGCGAGCCUGAGAGGGAAAAGUUUGGUGGUGAAUUUAAGCGAGAGGCGCCGUCUCACGGGAGCUUCAGCCUGGAUUGAAACAGCUCCGAUGGCACUGUCAAAUAUCUCCCUGUGGAUUCGGGAUGCCUGGGCUGUGGCCACUUCUAACCUGGACCUUGAGAGCAAGAAAGCCGCCCCUGGCAAGCUGCCAUGGCAGCAGCCUGUGAACGUCUUCCUGGCGGCCGGGCGCCCACCGGGCAUGGAGCAGCUGCACCAGGAGGCCCAGCUCAACCUCCAGAGCUUGCUGCAAGAGGAGUAUGAGGAGCAGUACACCGAGAGCAGGGUCACUGGGCAGACCUUCCGCACCGCUGGUCACCCCGACACCCCCCCUGAACCGUCACCCCGACCCCCACCUGCCAAGCGUCUUGAGUUCGUGCUUAUGCCCCCGAGCCGGCGAACUGCUGAAGAGGAGAGCACCAGUAGCACCCCCCUCAGCGCUCGCCCCCCUGACGCCUCCCUGAGCCUCCCCACCAGCCCGGACAAGCAGCCCCCCUGGCCCAGGGCCUUUCCCCUGCCCCCCGUGGAGGAGAAGCAGUGGCACCAGCCUGGCUCCAUCCAGACCAACAUUGUCCCCAUUAAUGUCUCGGGGCAGCACUUUGCUAGGCUCGCGAGUGCUCGUCACUCCCUGUUUAACACAGAGACCGCGAUGAACCCAAAGUCCACCCUGCGGCGUAGACGGACCAUUAUUGGAUUCCCUAACCUGUCCCUGCGAGACCAAGGCAGUGCCAACGGCCCCACAUCCAGCAAACACGCGCCCAUCGCCGAGUCCCUCUCCUGCAGCUUUGUGCCUGAAGCCACAAGCGGGGGGACGGCACCCCAGGAGAUCGGCUCCCGCCAGCCCCUCUCGGCCCCACUGAGGAAGACCUUCAGUGACCUCGGGGCCCGCUGCUGCCAGCCGCCUGCUGCCAUGGAUGGGGCGGCCACCCCCUGUGCCAGCACCUGCAAUGGGAUGCAGGGCACCCCUUUCUCCCCACCCUGGAGCGCCCUGGGCUACGGGAGCCCCCCCAGCCCCCCCACCGGCCUGGGAAAGGGGCCCACCUGCACCUCACCAGGUGGCUCCAUCCCAUCGCCCGGCCCAGGCUCACCCGCUGCUGCCACCCCCUCCUUCUUCAUCGCCACGGAAGAACGCAUGGGCAGCAACGGGCCCAGCUUCUUCUCCGGCCCAGUGCCUGCAUCCCCCCUCACCUCUGGGUGCGUCCAAGAAGCCAAGGGGAACUUCUUGCCGGGAAGCCGAGAGGAGCUGGCGCCGGCGGCAGGGCCGAUGCGGCUGGAGGUGGAGCGGGCAGGGUGCCGGUUCCGCGAGCGGUCACUGUCGGUGCCCACGGACUCGGGGUCCCUCUGCUCCAUGGACAUCGCGUACGCUGAGACCCGGCGGGGCAGCGCCAACUACGCCCUGGGCUACCCCAGCGCCAGCUCCGAGGGCAGCACCAGCACUGACAACAUCUCACUGGGGCUGGAGCCCGAGGGCCAGCGGCGGCGGCGCUCCAAGAGCAUCUCCCUGAAGAAGGCCAAGAAGAAGCCCUCGCCGCCCACGCGCAGCGUGUCCCUGAUCAAAGAGGGGCAGGACGAUGACACGGGGCUCGCUGCGGCGCUGCCCAAGGAUCAGCGGCCCAAGAGCCUGUGCAUCCCACCAGAGCUCCAGGGCCACCGUUUGGUGCAUGCUGACCCUCAGGGGAGUGCGGGGAGGGAGCCUGACAGCACAGCUGCCCCCCACCAGUGGCAUCUCGCAGACUGGAAGGGUGGCAGUGAUCCCUACCGAUCCCUCUCCAGCUCAAGCACAACCACGGGGACCACAGCCAUCGAGUGCGCCAAGACACGGGGCAGCUCUGAGUCCCUUGUGUCCCCUUCCGUCUCCAGGGCCACAACACCCUCCCAGCUCUCUGCCGAGGCAGACAUGAAGACCUCCUCUCCAGGCAGGCCCACGGGACUGAUGUCCCCAUCCAGUGGGUACUCCAGUCAGUCAGAGACCCCAACCCCCACCGUCCCCACCUCUGCCAUACUCGGGCACUCCCCGCACCAGGUGCGGGUGAGGCCACUGGUCCCUGAAAGGAAGUCCUCACUGCCCCCCAUAUCCCCCAUGGAGAGGAGCCCCAAGGGCAGGCUGUCCUUUGACCUCCCCAUGACUCCACCUGCCCACCUCGACCUCUCAGGGCUGAAGAUCUCCCUAAAGGGGAAGACGAAGGUCAGCAGGCACCACUCCGACUCCACCUUUGGCACCAAGCUGGCCCAGAAGACCAGUCCCAUCAUGCCCAUUAUGCCAGUGGUGACACAAUCUGACCUCCAGUCUGUCCGCCUCCGCUCCAUCAGCCGCUCGGAGCCAGAGGACAAUGCCGACGGCCCGGAGCAUGUGGAGGAGCCAGCACGUGGCCCCUGCCCGGGGCCAGAGAGGAAGGUGAAGCCGCCUGUGGCAGAGAAGCCGCCUCUGGCCAAGCGCCCUCCAUGCAUCCUGCCCAAACCCCCAGCUCUGCGGGAGGAGGGUCCCCUGUCCUCCAUGUCCCCACCAGGCACUGCUGCAAAGGAGAAGGUGCUGCCACAGGACGGCUUCGUGGUGCUGCGGAGAGGGGAGCUGAGGAGGGGUCUGGGGGAGCCCCCCUUGUCCCUGACCCCGGCAGGACCCCGGCGGCUCUCACAGGGCAGCCUGGAGGAGCUGCAGCCAGAGCGGAGCGGUGCCGCCAACAGGGAGAGGAGGAAGGCCAAGGUGCCACCACCGGUGCCCAAAAAGCCCAGCGUGCUGUACCUGCCUCUCAUGCCAGCCCCAGCACAGCUGGGAGCCAGCAUGGGGGACCCACCACCCACCCCCAGCCCCAUCAUCACCCUGGACGCUGACCCCACCUGCUGCGACCCCGACGCUGAGGAUCCGCCGUCCCCCAAGGUUGUGGGCACCGUGCAAGCCAGCGACCCUGCCUCGGAGCAAGGCAGCUCAGCAGAGGCCAGCACAGAGGAGAAGAGCUUUGCCAGCGACAAGACAGCCGAGUCCAUUGUGGAGGAGGAUGAUGAGGUGUUCACAACAUCCCGCACCACAGAGGAUCUCUUCACAGUGAUCCACAGGUCAAAGAGGAAGGUCUUGGGCAGGAAAGAACCUGGUGAUACCUUCAGCAGCCGACCCACCUCCCACUCACCUGUAAAGACUUCAGGCUCCCCGACCAGUGAGUCCCCAGCAGCAGCGGGCAGCAGCGGGAAGUCUUCCAGCAGGAAUGAGGAUUUUAAAGCCCUGCUUCAAAAGAAGAGCAGCAAAACCAGCCCCGGUACCCGGCCAUCUGCCGCUGAACUGCUCAAGACCACAAACCCACUGGCCCGGAGGGUCAUCACAGAGUUCGCCCCCGAGCUGGACAGUGCAAACAGCCCCAGAAGCCAGCCCUGACCACGCAGGGGCCCCUCCAGCUGGAGGGGUGGCGAUGGCUGUGGAGGGAGUGCUGUGAGGGGCUGUUCUGGCUGCCAGGGGCCCCUGUGUCCUGCCAGGGGUUCUGCUUCUGUUUCUUACUUGGAGAGCUGCUGGCAGAGAGGCAGCAGCUAGAGCCCAAGCCCCCAUGUCUCUGGGCCCUUCCCAGAAGGGAAGAGGCAUCACGGUGGCUGGGACUGGCCCCAGCUGAGCCAGCUCCUGGGACUGAAGAUGCCCACCCAGGAAGCAGAGUGGGACCACAGCCCCUGGCGUCACCCCGUGCCUGCAGCAAAGCAGCUUGAGACUUUGGUCCCUUCGGCAUGUGGUACUUUAAACAGCUUUUCUAAUGCACAGUGGUGGUGAUGUUUGAUUCUCUUCCCUUUGACAUUGUACCUUGAGUUUCCCAUGCAGAGAUCCGCUGGUUGAGUUCGGCUGGACACACGGAUGCACUUUGGAAAGACGCCAGGGGUUCAGCUGGAUCUGCGGUUGCUUUUGAAGAGUCACAGGAGGUUCACCCUCAUCUCCCCAAGCACCCUCCCUGCCACACGGGGAACUGGCACCCGGCGUCUGCGGCCAGCGCCACCACCUCAAGCCAAAACCCCACCCCUCGAAAGCCCCCAAAAUGCUGCAUUUUGGAGCUCCUCAGCUCUCAGUCCAAAAGCAAACCCCGGGGUCACCCCCACUGCCAGCCCCACCAGCUGCACCAUACAGAGGUUCCAGCAGUUGCCCCACUCCCCACCAGCUCCCUGCACCGGGGGCCCUGCACCUGGCUGCUGACUGCAGGUGACAGGAGUGCGGGGGGCCUUGCACCACAGGAAGGCAAAGGGAAGGAAGUUCAUCCCCAGCUCUGCCACCCUAAACCUAAUGGACCCUGCAACAGCUUCUGCUGCCCCAGCUACCGGAGAUCCUGGGAUGCUACUGAGGUGGUGGCUUGAAUCCAGGCGGUUGUCACCUGAGCCACCUCCCCAGUGACUCCUGGAGUUCCCUUCAGGGUUGCCCACUGCUCACCACCUGCCCAGUGAUCCCCGGGUUCCUCCAGGAUUGCCCACUGCUCACCUUGCCCGCCAGCUGCUGGGGAGCUAAGCGAGGCCAAGCAGGACACACACCACCAGGGCACGUGCACAGGAGGGUUUGCACGUCCCUGGAUGGGAUUUGUCCCACUCACCACCAGCUGCUUCUUCUUGGCCUGGCUCCAGCAUGGGAGCUUCAGCUGCCAGUGACAGAGGCCGUGGUGAGGGGCAGCAGGGCAGGGACAGCCACUGGGACCAGGGCAGGGUGGGGAGCAAAAGCCAGCUCCAAACAUGAGCACGGCCACGCGCCCGGAGCAACAGGAAGGGCCAGGCUGUGGCUGACAAGGAAAUGGGGUGUUUAGGGAAAUUUCCGCUUUAUUUCUGCACACUCCAGCCCUUCUGUGCUGGGGGAGCGGUGUGGUAGGUCUGGGUGGCAGUGAGGCACCAUGGCAGCCCUUCAGCUGCUGCUCUGAGGGGCCAGGCUCUGGACCCCGGGGAGCACAGCCUGGGCAAACACCUCCCUGUGCUCACCCUCACACUGGAUCUGACCACACAAGGGCUCCAGUUGGUUCCCCUCCCCUCCCUCCCAGUACUUGCCCAUUACUUCCUUCCCUCUCCCAUGGCUGCAGAUUUAAGCCUGUAAUUAAGAUCCAGGCUGAGAAACUCAGGAAAAAAAAAAGAAAAAGCCCACAAAAAAAAGCUCUAAUGAAUGUCCACACUUUGCCCCCAUCCCGUGGCCCCGCCCGGUGGCACAGCUCUGACACGGGAUGGGGCCGGAGCAGGGAUUGGGAAGCUCUGGGGACGGGUACAUUUUGCACAUGACUGCUCAGGAAACCAGGGAUGGAGCCGGCAAAGGGGGCUGGGGGCAAGCAUGGGGCAGGGACCCCCCUGCAAUACCCCCAGCACUGCUGGCAGCCGGAGUGGCUGAUGCUGCUGCGGAGAAAUGUCUGGAUGGGCCAGGGUGGAUCUUGGCUGCUGGGCCAGGGGUCGACUGUGGAACAGAGACUGGCCAUGGAAUGGACACAGGCUGUUGGAUGGAGAUCAGCCAUGGGAUGGAAAAUGGCCAUGGGAUGGAGAUCCUCAUUUUCGUGGCCAGAGGAAUGGGCUUUUCCUGGCUGAGUGCUCGUCCCUGGCCGCUCGCUCCCUGCUCCCUCUGGCUGCGGCUGUCCCACUGGGAAGGCAGUGGGGUCCCGGGAAGAGCCCGGCCGACGGGACAGCCCUGCCCCGGGGCAGGGGCCGCCAAGGUGCCAACUAUGGAAUGUUGUACUUUUUAUCUCGCCAGCUUGGUAAAGUGCUCCCUGCUGCCUGU
Molecule: messenger RNA, 5777 nt
Organism: Lepidothrix coronata (blue-crowned manakin)
Lineage: Eukaryota; Metazoa; Chordata; Aves; Passeriformes; Pipridae
Gene: NHSL2
Product: NHS like 2
Exons: 8
Coding region: 129-3440 (1103 amino acids)
Biological process (GO): cell differentiation
Source: RefSeq, a predicted model, not a curated record